CCGUCGUCGCCCGCCCGCCGCCGCCGCCCCGGUACGCGCGGGUCAACACGCUCCUCGCUUCCCUGGAUGACGUCACGCGCCAGCUGACGGCGGAGGGCUGGGAGCGGGUCGAGUACCCGGCCGACGUCCGCUACGAGGAGUUCAUAGCUCUUGUCAAGGCGCUGGGACCGUCUCAGUUCUUGCUGGAUCUGCACGUGCCCGCCCUGCUGGUGUUCGCCGCUGGCACGGAGCUGCACGAGCACCAGCUAUACCGCAGCGGCUGUCUCAUUCUGCAGGACAAGGCUAGCUGCCUGCCGCCGCUGGCGCUGGCGCCCUCCCCCGGCGAGCAGGUCCUGGACGCGUGCGCCGCGCCCGGCAUGAAGACGUCUCAGCUGGCGGCCAUGAUGCAGAACACAGGGACGCUGGUGGCUGUGGAGCGGGACCAGGCCCGGUUCCAGACGCUGUCCCGGAUGCUGCGCCGAGCCGGCGUCACCAACUGCCGGCUCAUCUGCGGCGACUUCCUCCGCCUGCAGCCGGCCGACCACCCGCAGCUGACAGCCAUACUGCUGGACCCAUCCUGCUCUGGCACAGGUAUGGCAGGCCGUGAGUCGGCGGACUCGGUGUCGGCGGACCGUCUCCAACGGCUGGCAAAUCUUCAGGGCAUGCUGCUGCGCCACGCCCUCAGCUUUCCGGCCGUCCGACGAGUAGUUUACUCCACCUGCAGCGUCACCGAGCGCGAGAACGAACAGGUGGUGGCGGCCACGCUGGCGGCUCAGCCCUGCUGGCGGCUGGCGGCCACGGCGCCGGCCUCCUGGCCCGGCCGCGGCCGGCCCUCGCUCUCCGACGGCCAGCACUGUCUGCGUGCCAGCGCCGAGCACGACCUCUGCAACGGCUUCUUCGUGGCGACGUUCGUCAGGGCUGCCGAAAACGAGGCUCGGCCGGGCAAGCACAAGGUCAAGACCAGGAAGCGGGAACCAUGCGACGCGGAGACGGCUCGGGCGACAGCGGAGACCACAACCGGAAAACGUGCUGGCGGGAAGACCGCCAAGACUGUGGGAUCGGCUGACGGUGAGGGCGCGCCCCCGCCGCCGAAGAAGCGAAAGCGGUCCAAGUCUACGAGGGAGUCACCGGUGACCGGGGAGGACAGCCGCCGGGGUUCGAACGGGACCGCCGACGAGGCAGGUGGACCGAAAAACAAGGCAAGCUCGAUCACGGGCAAGAAGAAGCGGGCGCCCAAGUCCAACGGCGUUCGCGGCGAAGCGGCGGCCGCGGUGCCCAGGCGCCCGUCAGAGCCAGCCCAGUGCAGGUCGCCAGAGAGGCCAGUCCAUUCAGACCCUCAAAUGAAGACCCAUGCGGUGAGUAUGAAGAACGUAUCGGGGAAAAGACUGUCCAAACGCAGAAGAAGUCUGGCGAGAAAGAAGGCCCCAGGGCCCUGAAGUGACCAGCUAUCGCGUCCGGCAUGCCAGGAGGGAUGCACGGUGAUGCGACUGCUAUAACUUGUUCGACUUUUCUGCUGGUAAUACAGCUUUGAUUUCCA
Molecule: messenger RNA, 1516 nt
Organism: Pollicipes pollicipes
Lineage: Eukaryota; Metazoa; Arthropoda; Thecostraca; Pollicipedomorpha; Pollicipedidae
Product: putative methyltransferase NSUN5C
Exons: 7
Coding region: 357-1415 (352 amino acids)
Biological process (GO): rRNA base methylation
Cellular component (GO): nucleolus
Molecular function (GO): RNA methyltransferase activity
Source: RefSeq, a predicted model, not a curated record